Setaria italica (foxtail millet) is the source of this 1342-nucleotide messenger RNA. RefSeq names its product 2-alkenal reductase (NADP(+)-dependent). Bases 91 to 1161 code for a protein of 356 amino acids. The record is from RefSeq and is a predicted model, not a curated record. NCBI's taxonomy places the organism in Eukaryota, Viridiplantae, Streptophyta, Magnoliopsida, Poales, Poaceae. The transcript has a single exon. Gene Ontology annotation, molecular function: oxidoreductase activity, acting on the CH-CH group of donors, NAD or NADP as acceptor.
GUCGCAAUCGCAAUCGCAAUCCCCACCACGCGGGAUCAAUCGGAGCAGAGCAAAGCAGAGCCGCGCGGACAGACAGAUCGAGCACGAGCCAUGGCGGCGACGGCGGCGAACCGGCGCGUGAUCCUCAAGGACUACGUGGAGGGGUACCCCCGGGAGGAGCACAUGGAGGUGCUCCCUGGCGCCGAGGUGCCCCUCCGCCUCGCCGGCGACGACCCGCCCGGGUCCGUCCUCGUCCGCAACCUCUACCUCUCCUGCGACCCCUACAUGCGGCCCAAGAUGUCGCGCCCGCUGCGGGAGUCCUACACGGCCGCCUUCACCCCGGGCUCCGUCAUCACGGGCUACGGCGUCGCCCGCGUGCUCGACUCCUCCGACCCGCGCCUCGCGCCCGGGGACCUCGUAUGGGGCAUCACCGGCUGGGAGGACUACAGCGUCGUCAAGCCCCCCGCCACCGCCUUCCUCGCCAAGAUCUCCCACGGCGGCGAGGGCGGGGGCGUCCCGCUGUCCUACUACACCGGCAUCCUCGGCAUGCCGGGCCUCACCGCCUACGUGGGGUUCCACGAGAUCUGCGCGCCGAAGAAGGGCGAGACCGUCUUCGUCUCCGCGGCCUCCGGCGCCGUGGGCCAGCUGGUGGGCCAGUUCGCGCGGCUCGCCGGGUGCCACGUCGUCGGCAGCGCGGGGUCUAAGGAGAAGGUGGAGCUCCUCAAGACGAAAUUCGGGUUCCACGACGCCUUCAACUACAAGGAGGAGGCCGACCUCGCCGCCGCGCUCAAGCGGUGCUUCCCGGAGGGCAUCGACAUCUACUUUGAGAACGUGGGCGGCGCCAUGCUCGACGCCGUGCUGCUCAACAUGCGCGUCCACGGCCGCAUCGCCGUCUGCGGGUUCAUCUCGCAGUACAACCUGAGGGAAGGGGAGAAGGACGCCGUGCGCAACCUCUCCGCCGUCAUCGGCAAGCGGCUCCGGAUGCAGGGGUUCAUCGAGCCCGACCACAAGCACCUGUACCCGCAGUACGAGGCGUGGGUGCUGCCAUACAUCAGGGACGGCACCAUCGCCUACGUCGAGGACGUCGCCGAGGGCCUCGAGAGCGCGCCCAAGGCGCUCAUCGGCCUCUUCCACGGCCGCAACGUCGGCAAGCAGCUCGUCCGCAUCGCCGACGACGAAUGAUCCGGCUGAAAACCGGCGCCUGAAUUGGAUCCUUAGAUCGAUGUACCACUACCCAGUUCCAGUUUUUGUUGUUCAUGAUGAAUAAAUUGUGCAGUCGAUGCUGGUUUCAGAAUUGUGGCUGCCUUUGAGCAAGCGGCCGAUUUGGGGAAGAUAAUUGCAGGGAACGAUGGAAAUUCUGGCA